GUCAAGCCCACAGACCAGACAUAGCCAAACAAUUUCAGAAGUAGAUGCAGAGAAAGUCUUGAUUAGUGUCGUCGCGUCGCCCUUUGUUCAUUUCCUCAGUAGUCUUUGACACAUGUCACAUCUACGGGGAUCCCAAAGACAACAUGGCACGUGAAAAUUUCAGGAAAGAAGAAACUCUAGCAAUGAGGAAGAGACUGAUCGGGCAGUCCAUCAGACUCUUCUAUUCAGGCGACCCUGUGAAAAUAGUGAGAGCAAGAGGGCAAUAUCUAUUCGAUGAGAAUGGCCAGCGCUAUCUGGACUGCAUCAGCAACGUCCACCAUGUGGGCCACUGUCACCCCAGCAUUACAAAGGCUGCAGCAGCACAAAUGGACCUCCUCAACACAAAUACAAGAUUCCUGCAUGACAACAUAGUCAUGUAUGCAGACCGCCUGGCCGCCACCCUGCCUGAGAAACUGUGUGUCUUCUACUUUGUUAACUCAGGUUCAGAGGCCAAUGAUCUUGCCCUUCGCUUGGCCCAGCAGUACACUCAGCAUGAGGACGUCAUUGUGCUUGACCAUGCAUACCAUGGGCAUCUAAUGUCCCUCAUCGACAUUAGUCCUUACAAGUUCCGGAAACUGGCAGGACAGAAAGAAUGGGUUCAUGUGGCACCCUUACCAGACACCUACAGGGGCUUAUACAGAGAGGAUCACCCCAACCCCGGCCAAGCUUACGCUGACACAGUAAAAGACCUGAUAGAGGAGGUGCACAAGAAGGGUCGUAAGAUCUCUGCCUUCUUUGCUGAAUCCUUGCCAAGUGUUGGAGGACAAAUCAUCAUGCCCCAAGGAUACUCAGCUAAAGUUGCAGAAUACGUGCGCUCAGCAGGUGGGGUGUUUGUGGCAGACGAGGUGCAGACAGGCUUCGGACGUGUGGGAAGUCACUUCUGGGCUUUCCAGCUGCAGGGGGAAGGGUUCUGUCCCGACAUUGUGACCAUGGGUAAACCAAUGGGCAACGGGCAUCCUGUGGCAUGUGUGGCAACCACUGUGGAGAUAGCAGGAGCUUUCACGGCCAACGGAGUAGAGUACUUCAACACGUUUGGAGGGAACCCAGUGUCCUGUGCAAUCGGCCUGGCGGUCCUUGAUGUGAUAGAGAAAGAGGACCUUAGAGGAAACGCCACUCGGGUUGGAGGACAUCUUAAAGAUCUGCUCAUGAAGCUGCAAACUCGACAUCAAAUAAUUGGCGACGUCAGAGGUGUAGGUCUGUUUGUGGGUCUUGAGCUGGUUACAGACAGGAAGAAGAAGACUCCCGCCACAGAAACAGCAGCAGCAGUGGUGAAAAGGUUGAAAGAGGAGGAUAAAAUCUGUGUCAGUACAGACGGCCCCUGGGACAACGUCGUCAAGUUUAAACCUCCCAUGUGCUUUAGUAUAGAGGACGCCGAGCUGGUGGUACAGUGUAUUGACCGCAUCCUCACAGACAUGGGAGCCAGUGCACUUAAACUGGAAAAGGACGACAUCUAAGGUGUUCAGUGCCAUUUUUAAGGCAUCUCCUAUGCAGACACCUAACUGGUGAAACCCAGCCAACUGGAGGUUUACACAUUUUAUCGUUACCAUCUGCAAGUCGACCCAUUACACAAGAUGCUAAUUUGACAUUCAUGAUCUACAAAGACUUGUUUUUUUUCUCCA
Messenger RNA from Epinephelus fuscoguttatus (brown-marbled grouper), 1658 nucleotides. It is a transcript of the gene phykpl, whose product is annotated as 5-phosphohydroxy-L-lysine phospho-lyase. Gene Ontology annotation, cellular component: mitochondrion. Gene Ontology annotation, molecular function: transaminase activity; pyridoxal phosphate binding. Lineage: Eukaryota; Metazoa; Chordata; Actinopteri; Perciformes; Serranidae. The coding region runs from base 144 to 1493 and encodes 449 amino acids. The record is from RefSeq and is a predicted model, not a curated record. The transcript has 13 exons.